Diabrotica virgifera virgifera (western corn rootworm) is the source of this 1515-nucleotide messenger RNA. RefSeq lists its product as uncharacterized. Bases 300 to 1511 code for a protein of 403 amino acids. The record is from RefSeq and is a predicted model, not a curated record. Lineage: Eukaryota; Metazoa; Arthropoda; Insecta; Coleoptera; Chrysomelidae. The transcript has 4 exons.
AUAUUUUUGUUCGUAGCUUUAUUUAUUAAUUAACUACUUCAUGAACAACAUCUCACCCGCGUGUUAUCACAUUUCAGAUAACUCAGAACCUUUUAUUUUGUAAUCUCCAGAUCUAAUGAAGGUUACUAUUUACUUUUUACUAUUAAUAUUGUAUAAUGUUUAAUUUUCAGAUUGUUUAAGUGUUAUAAAAACCCCCUUGGAAUAUCUGUGUAGAUAACUAAGAAAUAUAAUGUUAUAUAUUUAAACCAAUAAGUGGGACUUCUAUUCAUUUUAUAACAAACAGCACAGAUAUUGUUAGGAUGACUAUAAAAAACAUAGAAAAACUGUUAGAAAAAUAUAUUGAUGAUGGUCAAAACAUAAUUGGAAGUGAAAUAACCAACUUAGUGGAACCUGGAGAAAAUUAUGGAGGAGAAUUAUUCAAGAUAUAUGUUACCAUACAAGAAACCAGUACCAAGAAGAAGGAUGUUUUACAUCUUGUCGGUAAGAUCAUUCCACAAAGUGAAGGAUCUCAAGCUGCAUUUAAUGUUCAAAUGACAUUCAAAUCCGAAAUAGCAUUCUAUGAGAAAAUUGUACCGGAACUUCAAAACUUCCAGAAAAAACAUAAUAUCCAAGAAAUUAUUAGUUGUUUUCCCAAGUAUUACGGAAGCAGGUUGAACUUAAAUGGGAGUGACAAAGUUGAUAGAGACGGUGUAAUAUUGCUGGAAAAUCUAAAGGUAAAAGGAUACCAUAAACUUGAUCGAUACAUUGGGUAUAACUUGGAAGAUACCAAAUUGCUUCUUAGAGAUCUAGCCAUAUUCCAGUCAACAGUAGUUGCUUUAAAAAUUAAAGAGCCCGAUGUAUUUAACAGAGAAGUUAAACCAUUUUGUAAUAACUAUAUGGUAAGAAGUGGGAGUAAUCCAUUUAAAAAAAUGGUCUUAGUCAUUGAAGAAAUCCUAGCAGAAUCAGAAGAAUGUAAACCAUUCAUUCCAAAGGUAAAAAGAGCGUGGGACAAAGGAGACAGUAAAACUGAAGUACGAGAACCCUUUGCAACGAUCUGCCAUCGAGACCUCUGGCUCAACAACACAAUGACCAAAUACGAAAGUGGGAAACCACCAAAGAACAUGUUUUUUGAUUUCCAAUUGUACGAUUACGGCUCACCUGCAGUGGACGUUCUAAAUUUCAUAUUUACCAGUGUCCAGACAGCUGUUGCUAAACAAUAUUUCGACGAUCUAUUACACCAUUAUCAUACAGAAUUUGUGUCCAACUUAGAACGUUUUGGAUGUGAUACAGAACCGUUUAGUUAUACAAACUUUCUGAAAGAGUUAGAGAUGGAGUCUGAAAUAGUUUUGGGCUGGACGAUGGAUUUUGUUAGUUUGGUAGUGUUUAGUAAAAAAGGCCAAAGCUUAGGAGAUCUUAAUCCAGAUUUUGAAGAUCCUAAAUUUAGGCAAAUGAUGAAGGACAGGAUGAUGCCAGAAGCCAAAGAAAGACUGCUUUGUAUAAUAAAUCAGUGUCAUAAAUAUAACUGGUUAUAAAUAA